Messenger RNA from Penicillium oxalicum, 3894 nucleotides. Its product is annotated as putative translation regulator (Cya5). Gene Ontology annotation, molecular function: protein binding. The record is from RefSeq and is a predicted model, not a curated record. NCBI's taxonomy places the organism in Eukaryota, Fungi, Ascomycota, Eurotiomycetes, Eurotiales, Aspergillaceae. The transcript has a single exon. Bases 1 to 3894 code for a protein of 1297 amino acids.
AUGCUCGAGCGGGCGGCCGGCUGCCUCGAGAGCGCAGGAAGGCGCUUUCUUCGAGACCCAAACAGCACGAUUCGGACCCGGAAGAGCUUGUCCAGGAAUUUCUGGAAGCAAAAUGCAGUGAUCGGAGAAGUUGCGAGUUAUUUAGUCACCUUGGCGCUUCCAUCCAGCCAACACCCUUCGACUCAUGGCUUCCAAUCCCAUGCUACGGGCAACUCGGAAAAGGAUGGCGGAUCGCCAUUUCUCGACUUUCUUUAUCCUCGAAGGACGCAAGACUUUGCACUAGAACGCCUCUCGCGUCAUGGAAAGCGUUUCGGGGGGCGUCGAAGGAAGCGCGCCUUGGUCGGCUUCUCAAGAUCGUAUGCCUCGAACGCCCCGUCCCCGUCCCAUUAUAUACCACUUGAGGAACCGCCUGCAACCGAAUCAGAUUCGCAGAAUGUGGGAAUGGAAGCAACGAGAUCUUCUAAGAGGUAUUUGCAAGAGUUUUUGGCGAAUCAAAAGGCCGAAUUCGAUCGAGCAUGGGUGCUUUACAUCGCUGCCGGACGGCCAUCAGACUGUCGAUCUGCAUUAUGUGCUUAUUUGAGCCGGUCCAAGAGUCUUGUGGAUCGAGAGAGAGCUUGGGAAGCAUUUGAGGGGAUCCCGGAGGGAACACUCGGGGAAGACGACUUUUUGCAUGCCGCCGAAUCUCAGCUCAGCUCCUCUGACCCUUCGAAGUUGAUCGAAUUGUGCGAGAAAGGGCUUGAGAAAGGCUUUGGAUUGAAAUGCUGCACACUGGCGUUCACCCGAUUUUGGAAAGCUCGCAAUUGGAAGCGCACACUGGAGGUUUGGCGCUUAGUGUCUCAGUACGCCGAUCGGGCUCCUGGUUCGCCCUGUCGGAAACUGAUAAGCGAACUGGAACAGGCUCGUUUGUCCUGGGACGCCGUGGCCCUGGGAAAAUUCGUUCUUCGGAGUCAGAAUUCAGAUGCCCGUGCGCUGGCUGACUUUAUUCUUGGCCAUAUCUUCCGAUACUCCUACAUGCUUCGUUCUGCAUCAGUGGGGAUCUUGGUAGAGAUGUUUCGAAUCUACCAUGACUUGGGCUUCUUGAAGCCUGACUAUUACUUAAAGACAAUUAACACGUUUCAAGCGAGUGAGGCAAGGUCGGUUUUUAUACGGACCGUCGUCUUUUACCGCAUUAUGCGCCGCCAGGAGCCCGAUCUGAAACCACCUCAAUCAUUUUUCAGUGCACAGCUGAGGGCUUUUGCGCAGUUCGGAAUCACCGCGGGCGUCCGUUAUUUUUUGGAGGAGAUGAGGCAUUUUUACGGCAAGCCGCACCUUCAAGUGUACAAGGAUGCCAUGCAAGCCUUUGCAUACGCGGGUGAUGCUGAACAAGUCAAUUUCUUCUUCAACAAACUUGUUGAGGAUCAUGGACCUCCCCGUAGCCGGAAGCUGCUGGCGCCCCUGCUGGAUGUUUAUGCGCGAAUGGGAAACGUGGAAGAGACUCAACGACAGUUUGAAAGAAUCUCCAAUGAAUUCCAUCUCCAGCCCAAUGAUGUUUGUUGGAACAUCGUUCUCAAAGCCUAUGCCAACAGUGAGGACCUUGCUGGUGCGCUAUCGACCUAUUCGCGAAUGCAACAAUCUGGUGUAUCCCCAAGUGCCUACACUUUCGGCACUCUAAUGGCACUCUUUGCAAGACGCGGGGACAUCGAGAAUACGCGUCAUCUCCUGAAAGAGGCGGAGCGCCACGGCGUUGAAAUCACAAUGCCUAUGCUAGACAUGGUGGUGCAGGCAUACUGCGCCAACGGCCUGCUACCUCAGGCUGAACAAUUUGCUGUUGCUUGCCAAGAGUUCAAUGUCAGCGGUUCCCCAAUAGGAUUGUGGAACACACUUCUGUUCCAACAUGCAUUUAGAGUGGAUUUUGUCGCCAUGAAUCGCGUUUGGCAGCUUUUCAAAUCAGCUGGAAUUCGCCCCGAUGCGAUCUCGUAUGCCAGCCACAUGCUCAUCCUCGCCCUUGUUGGUAAAACUGAUCGAGCACGGAAGACCUUGCGAGACCUCCAUAAAAAGCGAGUCUUUCAGGCUACCGACCUGCACUACGCAAUCAUUCUGUACGGAUACCUCAAAAGUCGCAACCGGACCAUGGUACAGGUUAUUUUCAGGGAGAUCGAAGAGCGCUUUGGUCAAACCGAGGCAAGAUCCAGUCUCUUGGAGCUCAGAGGUCAAAUUGAGCAUGAUCUGGCCAUCCGUGAUGAUUCCGCCAAGUCCAGCGCCGAAUUACGAUUGAGGAAUGCCGAACAUACGUUAUUGUCGUCGCUCACAUCGAUUGAUCGCCUCACAAAGAGCAUUAAGCUUCCAUCGUCGAAGGCUCACGUCAAGGCCGCCUUUCAGGACUCCUACUACACCUACCGCAUCAAAAACCUCGGUCUCGAUGGUGCAAUUGACGAAGCUCGGCAACUCUUCAACGAUUACUUCGAUGCGAAGAAGACGAUCGCGACCAGUGGAACAGGAUCUGAAACACCCCCAGUUCGAUUGGUCUCUGCCAUGAUGUUGGCGUAUUUGCGAGCAGAGCAGUACGCGGAGGUAGAAAAGUGCUGGCAACUUGUUCUCUCCAAUACUGUCAAAGUGGCAAGCCGUAUUGACCUUAAGGAACUGAUGCGAUCCCAGUCAGCUGCCGAGUCGCCACCUGUGCGUGGCGCCACGGCAAGAAGCCCGUCGCCUGAAGAAAACAGUCAAUCUCCAACCUCAUCGAACCAAUCUCCCGAGAGUGGCGAUGCCUUGACACAUGGCUCCGUUCCUCAGGACCAAAACGCUGUGCAACGAGAGACCGACAUCAUUCCAUCGCAGCGCUAUGCACUGUCGCGCCCUCUAUCCAUCUAUCUGCGCGCGCUGGCAUACCAGAGCAAGACAGAGCAGAUCGUCGACGUUGUUGCUGAACUUGAACAUUUUGGUUUUCGAUUGAGCACAUUCAAUUGGUCUACCUACGUCCAAAUGUUGGCGGCUUCAGAUCGCUUUGAUGACAUUUUGGAGGCUUUCCGGGCAUUCGAGCGCCAAUUUAUGCCCAACUUUCCCGACUGGAGGCGACUCCAAGCUGGACAAGGUAUCAAACCUUUGGGUGUGCCAUUUACCAUUCAGCAGCUCGAGGACCCUCGACAUUUCCCUCCUCCAUCUUCGAGCCUCGGCAAGGUCUCUAAGGCCUAUUGGAGCAAUAUCGAUCCAGGUUUUAUGCAGCCAACCUAUGUCUCCAUGGUGUAUCUGGCUGCUGGUGUGGACCGCAUUCGAAGCCAGAGCAUUUUGAAGGGCGGUGAAGAACUAGAGCAGUUGCAUGCAGUAGCUCCCAAGACAAUCACUGAAAUUGGACGGAUGCCGUAUCUACGUGACAAGUUCCAGGGUGUUCUCAUUCGACAUCGGUCCCACCAAGCGGACAAAGAUGGCCAGAAGCAGCCUCGUCGGCAAACUGUGGCGGCAAGUGGCAUACUGGGCAUUCGCCCACGUAACCGGAACAAGAAGGCUACUCGACGAUCCCGACAAUCUCUUGACCUAGAGAUGGCAUCUCUCCCCGUCGAAACCUCAUUUGCUGAUAAAGAGGCCGACAAAUCUCGCGACGCCAUUCUUGGCUCUUCAUCCCCCGGAAGUGAAAACGAUGUCUUUGCCGCAGAGGAUCGGGUUGACCUCGAAGCGGCCAUUCGAGGCCGCCAUGCUCGGCAAAUUUAUCUCAAGAAGCUGAAAGCAGUCUCCAGAAAGGCUGCUCGCAAGGCUGUGGAUGACUCAUCUUCCAGUGUUGAGACCUCAAUCGCAGCAAGCAUGGAUGCCAAGCAGGGCAUUGGCGGAGAAGACGUUGGAGAUGAAAGCCUAGCUGAGCAUGCAACCGAGUCCGUUGAAGUCGCCCAUAAGAUUUCACAGUCUCAGGACGAGAAGACCCCGUGA